This is a messenger RNA of Centruroides sculpturatus (bark scorpion), 1160 nucleotides long. Its product is annotated as multidrug resistance-associated protein 4-like. The record is from RefSeq and is a predicted model, not a curated record. The coding region runs from base 72 to 1160 and encodes 362 amino acids. Lineage: Eukaryota; Metazoa; Arthropoda; Arachnida; Scorpiones; Buthidae. The transcript is spliced from 10 exons. Gene Ontology annotation, biological process: transmembrane transport. Gene Ontology annotation, molecular function: ATPase-coupled transmembrane transporter activity; ATP binding; ATP hydrolysis activity. Gene Ontology annotation, cellular component: membrane.
UUUGAAAUUACACAACAACUUACUCAUAUAUACAUUAGACGAGUAAUAGCGUAGAUGCAUAUUGUUAAAGAAUGGAGAACACGCAGAAAAGUAACCCAUUCGAUUCAGCUGGUGUUUUUUCUCAUUUGUUUUUCUGUUGGAUUUUUCCGAUAAUAAUCAAAGGAUCAAAGCGAUUGUUAAAAGAAGAAGAUCUAUAUGAGACUUCAAAAUAUCACACUUCAGAGUAUCUAGGGGAUUUACUUCAGAAAGAAUGGAAUAAAGAACUGAAGCAAAAAAAUCCAAGCAUACUGAAAGCUUUGUUACGCUUUGUUGGAUGGAAAUACCUAAUAAUACUUUUACUUGCAAUUAUCAAGCAUACAGCAGUAAUUGGAUUCCAAACAUAUUUAUUAAGAUUCACAAUACAUUAUUUUGAGAACAGACUGGAAUGGAACCAAUAUAAUUUUUAUCUAAUAGUUGCAGGAUUUUUUGGCUUAAGUCUCAUGUAUUUGUUUAUAUUUAAUACUUGUAUGUUUAUUUCACAAUUAUAUGGAAUGAAAUUAAAAAUAGCUUUUUGCACUGUGGUCUAUAGAAAGGCAAUUAGACUGAAUCCUUUCUGCCUAGAGAAGUCAAAUGUCGGACAAAUGGUAAAUCUUCUAGCAAAUGAUGUUAGCAAAUUUCAUAAUGAUUUCCUUCUUCUUGAAGAGAAAGACAACAAUGCAUUCGAAAUGAUAGAACAAAAGGCAAAUUUAACGAAAUGUGGGAUAUGGAUGGAUAAUGUCACAGCUGCAUGGAAAAAGGGAACUGAACCAACGCUGAAUAAUAUAUCUUUAAACGUGAUGCCUGGAGAAUUAUUAACUGUUAUAGGUCCUGUUGGAUCAGGGAAGACGUCUUUAUUAAUGUCCUUGUUGGGAGAGAUUCCUGUAACUUCUGGUAAUGUGUCAUUGAAUGGAAAGAUCGCUUAUGCUUCUCAAGAUGCCUGGGGAUUCAACGAAACUAUUAGAGAAAAUAUCUUGUUUGGUGAAGAAUACGAAGAAGAUAAAUAUGGAAAAGUUUUGUAUAUAACAGCUCUAGAAAAGGAUAUAAGUUUACUUCCUAAAGGAGAUCUGACAAUUGUAGGAGAAAGAGGAAUGAUAAUGAGUGGUGGGCAAAAGGCAAGAAUUAACUUAGCAAGGCGUAGUUGA